This is a messenger RNA of Leopardus geoffroyi (Geoffroy's cat), 2003 nucleotides long. It is a transcript of the gene TBX4, whose product is annotated as T-box transcription factor 4. The record is from RefSeq and is a predicted model, not a curated record. Gene Ontology annotation, cellular component: nucleus. Bases 138 to 1802 code for a protein of 554 amino acids. The transcript is spliced from 9 exons. Gene Ontology annotation, biological process: positive regulation of DNA-templated transcription; regulation of transcription by RNA polymerase II; cell fate specification. Lineage: Eukaryota; Metazoa; Chordata; Mammalia; Carnivora; Felidae. Gene Ontology annotation, molecular function: DNA-binding transcription factor activity, RNA polymerase II-specific; RNA polymerase II cis-regulatory region sequence-specific DNA binding.
CGAGGGCGCGGCGGGCAACGGGACACUGACCCAGCGGCCCCGAGUCGGUGCCCAGGCCGUCCUGUGCCACUCGGACCCGAGCCUGCAGUGAACCUCGGGCCGCAGGCGCCUCCGCAUGCUGCAGCGCAGUUAGGGAGAUGCUGCAGGAUAAGGGCCUGUCGGAGAGCGAGGAGGCCUUCCGGGCCCCGGGCUCGGCGCUCGGCGAGGCCAGCGCUUCCAACGCCGCCAACAACCCCGAGCCCGCGCUGGCCGCGCCGGGCCUCAGCGGAGCCGCGCUCGGCAGCCCCCCGGGCCCAGGCGCCGACGCCGCCGCCGCCGCUGCCGCCGCCGAGCAGACCAUCGAGAACAUCAAGGUGGGCCUGCAUGAGAAGGAGCUCUGGAAGAAGUUCCACGAGGCGGGCACCGAAAUGAUCAUCACCAAGGCGGGCAGGAGGAUGUUUCCCAGCUACAAGGUAAAAGUCACAGGCAUGAACCCUAAGACCAAGUACAUCCUGCUGAUUGACAUCGUCCCUGCGGAUGACCACCGCUACAAGUUCUGUGACAACAAAUGGAUGGUGGCCGGGAAGGCUGAGCCCGCCAUGCCAGGAAGGCUCUAUGUCCACCCCGAUUCUCCUGCCACCGGGGCCCACUGGAUGCGGCAGCUAGUCUCUUUCCAGAAGCUGAAACUCACAAACAACCACCUGGACCCCUUCGGUCAUAUCAUCCUCAAUUCCAUGCACAAGUACCAGCCACGGCUACACAUCGUGAAGGCUGAUGAGAACAAUGCUUUUGGCUCCAAAAACACAGCCUUCUGCACCCAUGUGUUCCCAGAGACUUCCUUCAUCUCUGUGACCUCCUACCAGAAUCACAAGAUCACACAGCUGAAAAUUGAGAACAACCCUUUUGCCAAGGGAUUCCGGGGCAGUGACGACAGCGACCUGCGUGUGGCCCGACUACAGAGCAAAGAAUAUCCUGUGAUCUCAAAAAGCAUCAUGAGACAGAGGCUUGUCUCCACCCAGCUCUCAGCCAAGCCUGACGUCAGCCCCCUGCAUGGUGCCCACCAGGCGCUCCAGCACUACCAGUAUGAGAAUGGUGCUCACGUGCAGUUUGCUGCGGCCGAGCCACAGGACCUUCCCCUCAACACCUUCCCAGCCCAGAGGGACUCCAGUCUCUUCUAUCACUGCCUGAAAAGACGAGCAGACAGUGCCCGCCACCUGGACCUGCCCUGCAAGCGAUCCUAUCUGGAGGCUCCCCCUGCAGUGGGGGAGGAUCAUUACUUCCGCUCUCCCCCUCCCUAUGACCAACAGAUGCUGAGCCCCUCCUACUGCAGUGAGGUGACCCCAAGAGAAGCCUGUAUGUACUCAGGUUCAGGGCCCGAGAUUGCUGGGGUGUCUGGUGUGGACGACUUGCCCCCACCCCCACUGAGCUGUAACAUGUGGACAUCGGUCUCACCGUACACAAGCUACAGCGUUCAGACGAUGGAGACUGUGCCUUACCAAUCCUUCCCCACACACUUCACCGCCACCACUAUGAUGCCUCGGCUGCCUACUAUCUCUGCUCAGAGCUCCCAGCCACCAGGAAACACCCACUUCAGCGUCUACAAUCAGCUCUCACAGUCUCAGGUCCGGGAGCGGGAGCGGGGGCCCGCCGCCUCCUUCCCCAGGGAGCGAGGCCUCCCUGCAGUGUGUGAGAGGAAGCCACCCUCUCCACACUUGAAUGCUGCCAAUGAGUUUCUCUACUCUCAAAGCUUCUCCUUGUCCCGGGAGGCUUCCUUACAAUACCAUUCAGGAAUGGGAACUGUAGAGAACUGGACUGACGGAUGACUCCCAUGUCUCUCGACAGCCCCAGGACCAUGUUCAUCCAGUGUUAACCUCUGUGGGUGGCCUGCACUACCAAGAAACACAGGAAGGUAUUUCAGAGGGUGUGAUGUAUGCGUGUGUGUGUGUGUGUGUGUGUGUGUGUGUUUGUACAUGCGUACAUUUGGAGAGCAUCUAUCUUUUGAUAUACGAUUGAGGCCAUGACAA